Chelmon rostratus (copperband butterflyfish) is the source of this 1895-nucleotide messenger RNA. It is a transcript of the gene rpf1, whose product is annotated as ribosome production factor 1 homolog. Gene Ontology annotation, molecular function: rRNA primary transcript binding. The transcript is spliced from 9 exons. Gene Ontology annotation, cellular component: preribosome, large subunit precursor; nucleolus. The record is from RefSeq and is a predicted model, not a curated record. Lineage: Eukaryota; Metazoa; Chordata; Actinopteri; Chaetodontiformes; Chaetodontidae. Gene Ontology annotation, biological process: maturation of 5.8S rRNA; maturation of LSU-rRNA. Bases 74 to 1159 code for a protein of 361 amino acids.
UGAACACACGAACAGACAGCCACCGUCGCACACGUGAGAAGUAAAAUCAACCAAAACAGACCGCUGACACAAGAUGGACAUCACGGAGGUUCCCGUGAGUCAGGACAUCACAGGUAAGAAGAAGAAGAAGAAUAAGAAGCCAAAGAAGAAGAGUGUGAAUCAGGAGGGUAAUGGAGAAGGCAGCGGAGUUUUGAAGACGGAGCAGAAGAUGGAGAAGAGCGAGCCAGCGGGGGCAGCAGCAGGAGCAGCCUUUCCUCCGACCUUCAGUGUGUCCGAAAUCAAGAAUAAACAGCGAAGACACCUCAUGUUCAUGAAACUCAAGCAGGAGAAAAGAAAGCAAAAGAUGCAGCUGAAGAAAAAGAAGAAAAAAGAAAGAGAAGCUUUAGGUGAUAAGGCGCCACCAAAGGAGGUCCCAAAGACGAUAGAAAACCAGAGGGUGUACGACGAGACAACAGUUGACCCAGAAGACGAAGAGGUUGCAUUUGAUGAAGGAACCGAUGAGUUUUCUGCCUACUUCAAUGGGCUGACAAACCCCAAAGUGCUCAUCACGACAUCAGACAGACCAAGAGGGAGGACGGUGAGGUUUUGUGAGCAGCUGGCCACGGUAAUCCCAAACGCCCACGUGUACUACAGAAGGGGUUUGGCCCUGAAGAGGGUCGUUCCUCAGUGCAUCUCCAGGAACUUCACCUACCUCUUGGUCAUCAACGAGGAUCGCAAAGUGCCCAAUGGAAUGGUUCUCUGUCAUCUACCCGACGGGCCGACGGCACACUUCAAGGUCAGCAGCGUUAAACUGCGGAAGGAGAUGAAGAGACGAGGCAAAGAUCCAACUGAACACUCCCCAGAGGUGAUCCUCAACAACUUCACCACACGUCUGGGCCACAGCAUCGGCCGGCUGUUCGCUGCUCUCUUUCCACAAGACCCCCAGUUUGUGGGUCGACAGGUCGCCACCUUCCACAACCAGAGAGACUUCAUCUUUUUCAGGUUCCACAGGUACAUCUUCAAGAAUGAGAAGAAAGUUGGUAUUCAAGAGCUGGGACCGCGCUUCACCCUCAAACUCCGCUCUCUACAGAAAGGCACCUUUGACUCAAAGUAUGGAGAGUACGAGUGGGUCCUGAAGCGUCAUGACAUGGAUUCUUGCAGACGAAAGUUCCAGCUUUGAAUGCAAAAUAACAGCCAGCUUUUGUGGUCAGACGAGGACAACCAUGUCUAUUAUCCAAGAUAUUACUGCUGUUUGUGGCUUUGCACAAAUGGACUUGAAAGUGGAUAUGCAGAUUCUUGAGGACGACCAGUGGCAACAAAACAUGAUUUGGGUUCAGCAUCGAUGACUGGAUUCUGUGGUAUCACAUCCCUGUAGAUUCACCCUCACCUUGGAAAUGACCUCUAUAAAGCUGCUUCUGCAAUGCGUUCUGGUGGCCAAGUGUGGGACAGGAGCCUGUAGCUUAUGGCAGAGUCUUUAACCCUCUGUUUGUUGAGAGAUGUGCAGGCUGAUCAGUGUCAAAUUUGUUUUCACAUUCUGUAUGAAUGUAGCCCGAAAUUAAUUGGAAAGUCCUUGUGAGCCUGCCCUGGUCCGUCUGCUGUGCAUGCAGUUAUACAUACGUUAACACUAGUCUGUGCAAAUAAGAAUAGUGAAUUCUGGACAGUGUGUGGAAAUGGGUAAGUUCUUCAGGUUGUGUUGUUACAGUGCAGCUCCUUUUGUAUGUGACAGGACUUUCAAAAUAAUUAUGGAUGGCACAUCAAUCACCUUUCCCAGAUUUCUAAAUGUGUAAAUAUUUACCUUUUAAUAAAACAUGUAGGCGGACGUUUAAAAUGUGGGAAUACCAUUUAUUUAUUAAAGUCAGGCAUGAAAAAUGUACAAUUCAAAAAGGCACAUGUGUGUUGAUAUGAGUUAGUUACUU